UUGAAGGCAAUUGUAUUAUAUGGAAACUUGAAUUACAACGAGUCGAUUCAAUCCAGGUAAUGGAACUCCUUCCCAUGAAAAAUCCAGUAACCGAUGUGUGAGAGGAGAAAGGUCCAUUCUCCUUCUGCAUGGAUCUCUGGGAAGCAAGAGAUGGGUCUCUGGUAUCAUUAAUAAUUAACAGAAGCUCAAAAUUUGGCAGCCGAAAAUAUAAAUAGCCUAGUGAAAACUUGCUUCUCUAAAGCUUUGAACAAAAGAUGGAAGGUAAAAGUGGCAGCAUGAAGCAGAAGGCUGUGUGUUACUCUGGAAGUGAUAGUGAAGAAGAUAGAGGAGAGUUGAGUGGAAUUUUGCUGGAGAAGCUGAGCCUUGGGCCGAGGAAGAAACUUCUUGUGUUUGCCCCUGGCGUUUUAUGUCACAGGAUCAGGUUCUUCAAUAAAGAAAAGCCUAAAAAUUGCACUCCUGAUGCUACCUUUGGAAGCAUUUUAGUUUACAAGAGACCCCACUGUGAGGACUUCAUGAAAUUUUGUUUUGAAAGAUUUGAAGGUGGAGUCUGGUCUUCUGCUAUUGAGAAGAACUUGAAUAAUGCUCUUGAUUGUGUUAUGGGAAGAUUGAAAAGCAAGCUUUUGUUUGUUUGGGGACAAGAAUAUUGUACUGAUUCAGGAUUUAAGACCUUGGAGAACAGUAACAAGCCUGUUUUCUUGAAAGAAGUGAAGAAACUCUGGGAGGAAAUUGGUAACUCCUCCAGGAAUAAAUAUUCUCUGUUGAACACUUUGUUGAUUGACGAUGAGCCUUAUAAGGCUCUUCUGAAUCAUCCACAUUCUGCCAUUUUCCUUAAUGAAUACAAGGCAGGCGAAAAAGAUGUUGAUGAUGUUUUAGGUCCCAAUGGAGAGCUUCGUCAAUUCUUGUAUGGCCUCGCCGAAACAGAUGAUGUCCCUUCAUAUGUGAAGGAGAACAACCUUGGAAUCGGACAGCCUGCUAUUACACCUAGUCAUCCUGAUUGGCGUUUCUACUCCAAGAUUAUUAAAUUUUGGAGUGGGAAGGAUUGAUUGGCUAUAGUGUAUUUUGGUAUUUUUACGCCUACUAUGUUUUCCGUCAAUGACAAAUGUUGUCUUGUUUCCUUU
Manihot esculenta (cassava) is the source of this 1118-nucleotide messenger RNA. RefSeq lists its product as uncharacterized. Gene Ontology annotation, molecular function: phosphoprotein phosphatase activity. The coding region runs from base 255 to 1043 and encodes 262 amino acids. The transcript has 4 exons. Lineage: Eukaryota; Viridiplantae; Streptophyta; Magnoliopsida; Malpighiales; Euphorbiaceae. The record is from RefSeq and is a predicted model, not a curated record.